GAAACCUCUGCUCACUCUGCCCCAGAGUUCUGCUGUUCUAAGUGUGGCCUGUGGACCAGCAGCAUCGGCUGGCCUGGGAGACUGUUAGGAACGUGGAAUCCUGUCUCUACCCCAGACCUACUGACUCAGAAUCUCUGGAUCCCAGGAACUGGCUGCAGGGAGAAGCUGCCAGAACGGGGCAAGGGUGUCCUCCUGCCGACUGUGGGGCUCUUCUGGGCUGCCCUGCAGAAGGAAGGACCCGAGUCAGGGGCAAUAGGAGCAAAGGGGCUGCGGGCGCCUGCAGGGACCACACGGACCCACCUGGGGGGUCAGGCUGAAGCCGCUGAGCAGGUCUUUGGGCAGGGAGACCUCCUGGUCCUGCCGGCAGACGGCUGGAGCUGGAACAGAGGCGGCAUCUCUGGGGGAUGGGGGGUUCUCACAGGACAGGCUCAGCUGUGCUGCCCGUGGCUCCAGAUCAUAGUGCUGGGUCAGCAUCUCUGCAAACGGUCCCCUGGCCACCAUCUUGAAUCAGUGCCGGGCACAGAGACUCUGCACACGGCCCUCAGAGCUGAGGUGUCGGCACAGCCAUUUCACACCAGGGAGUCUUGUCCGAAGGACCAGGAGCGAGGCUUCUGCGCGAGGUGCCCUAGUGGCUUACAGCUCAGGAAAGCAGCUUACUCAACUAGAUCACUAGUUUAUUAUAAAAGGAUUCAAGUCAAGAACAGCCAGAUGGAAGCGAUGGAGAGCAAGAGUUUGCAGCCCAGUGCGGGGCGCCUGGGGUCCUGCUCCCCGAGCCGUGAGGUUCCCCCACCGCCUCCAUCAGCGGCACCUGCAGCCUCACCUCACACCUGCGUGUGGCCCCGGCUGCCCUCACCCCACGGCCCUCGGCCCGCUCGGGUCCAGGCCAGCAAGAUGCAGCCGGUGUCCCCUGAGGAGAAGCCCAACCCGCCGCAGAAGGCAAACGUCUGCUCGCGGCUGUUCUGGUGGCUAAACCCCUUGUUUAAAAUUGGUCACGAACAGAAAUUAACACAAGAUGACAAGUACUUGGUGCUUCCAGAAGAUUGCUCCCAGCACCUUGGAGAAGAGCUGCAAGGGUACUGGGAUCAGGAAGUUUUGAGAGCCAAGACACACAAACGGGAGCCUUCUUUAAUGAAAGCAAUUGUAAAGUGUUACUGGAAAUCCUGUCUAGUUUUAGGAAUCUUUACGUUUCUUGAGGAAGGCACCAAAGUAGUUCAACCCAUCUUUUUGGGGAAAAUGGUUAGUUAUGUUGAAAACUAUGAUCCUGCCAAUUCUGCUGCUUUGCACGAAGCCUACGGCUACAUGGCAGGGCUGAGCGCCUGCGUGCUCGUGUGGGCUGUUCUGCACCACAUUUACUUCUUCCACAUUCAGCGUGUCGGGAUGAGGCUGAGAGUAGCCGUGUGCCAUAUGAUCUACCGCAAGUCACUUUGCCUGAGUAGCUCGGCCAUGGGGAAGACCACCACAGGCCAGAUAGUCAACCUGCUGUCCAACGAUGUGAACAGGUUUGAUCAGGUAACGAUGUUCCUGCACUAUCUGUGGGUGGGGCCACUGCAGGCUGUCGCAGUGACUGCCCUGCUCUGGAUGGAAAUAGGAAUGUCAUGUCUUGCCGGGAUGGCAGUUCUCAUUCUUCUUCUGCUUUUGCAAAGCUGCUUCGGGAUGUUGUUUUCAUCACUCCGGAGUGAGACUGCAGCUCUCACAGAUGACAGGAUCAGGACCAUGAGUGAAGUUAUAACUGGCAUCAAAACAGUAAAAAUGUAUGCUUGGGAACAGUCAUUUAUAGACCUUAUUACCAGAUUGAGAAGGAAAGAAAUUUCCAAGAUUCUGAAAAGUUCCUACCUUAGGGGCAUGAAUUUGGCAUCAUUUUUUGCUGUAAGCAAAAUUAUGAUUUUUGUCACCUUCAUCACCAAUGAGCUCCUUGACAACCUGAUCACAGCCAGCCGAGUGUUUGUGGUGGUGACGUUGUUCGAGGCUCUGCGGUUCUCGAGCACCCUCUACUUCCCCAUGGCCAUCGAGAAGGUGUCAGAGGCCGUCGUCAGCAUCCGAAGAAUCAAGAAUUUCUUAUUACUUGAUGAAAUACCACAGGUCAACACUCAGCUGCUGUCAGAUGGUGAAGUGAUGGUGGACAUGCAAGAUUUCACUGCUUUUUGGGAUGAGGAAUCAGAAACCCCAACCCUACAAGGCCUUUCCUUUACUGUCAGACCUGGUGAACUGUUAGCUGUGGUCGGACCUGUGGGAGCAGGAAAGUCCUCACUGUUAAGCGCUCUGCUGGGGGAGCUGCCCCCAAGCCAGGGGAAGGUCAGUGUGCUCGGGAGGAUCGCAUAUGUUUCUCAGCAGCCCUGGGUGUUUCCAGGAACUGUGAAGAGUAACAUUUUAUUUGGGAAGAAAUAUGAAGAAGAACGAUAUGAAGAAGUAAUAAAGGCUUGUGCUUUGGAAGAG
Odocoileus virginianus texanus is the source of this 2433-nucleotide messenger RNA. The record is from RefSeq and is a predicted model, not a curated record. NCBI's taxonomy places the organism in Eukaryota, Metazoa, Chordata, Mammalia, Artiodactyla, Cervidae.